This is a messenger RNA of Hydatigera taeniaeformis, 1056 nucleotides long. The record is from the annotation of a GenBank genome assembly. Lineage: Eukaryota; Metazoa; Platyhelminthes; Cestoda; Cyclophyllidea; Taeniidae.
AUGGCUCUUCUCAAAUUCAAAUCUACUACCGAUGCCGACCAAUUUUAUGCCACGUUCAAUGGUAGUUCAUACAACAGUUUUGAACCCGAUGUCUGUCAGCUGACCUAUGUGUCACAUGUUGAAGCUAUAACUACGACUUCAAAUGGUUCUUGUGGUGCCUCUUUUCCCUUAAAGGGUCUGGUUGAGUUGCCAUCCUGCCCAGUAUGUCUUGAAAAGCUAGAUGAGCCAGUUGCUGGCAUCCUUACAACAAUUCUUUGCAAUCAUUCAUUUCAUGACCAAUGCAUAUCUAAAACAACGGAUACUGUAUGCCCAGUCUGUCGGUACGUGCAAUCACCUGAAAUGCAAGAGGAUAGUCAGUGUGCUGAUUGCGAUUUAAGAGACAACCUAUGGAUAUGCCUUAUUUGCGGUAACCUCGGUUGUGGUCGCUACGGUCAUAAACAUGCUUAUCAUCAUUUCGAAAAAACUGGUCACACUUUUGCCUUGGAACUUGGUAAGAAUAUGGUGUGGGACUACGCAGACGAUGUCUACGUUCAUCGAAUUGCUGUCAAUCAUGAUGACGGCAAGUUGGUCCAGGUGGGCGAGGGUGGUGAAACAGGGGACAAGAAAGCAGAUGGUUUGUGCAUGGAAUUCAGCGCAGUACUAGUCAGUCAGCUGGAGUCUCAACGACAAUACUUUGAAUCUCAAUUGGAGGCAAUAACCAGCGAGUCAGCAGCCCGUAUUUGCGCCAUUGAGAAUGAUCUUGAGAGCUCGAAGGCCUGUCUUGCUGAGAUGGAGACAAAGCUGGCCGCUGUGAUGAAGGAAAGGAAUCUGAUUGCCCAUAAGCUUGCACAGAGCACCGCGUCGGUACAAAGGAUGCAAGCAGAGUUGUCGGAAGAGAAGGCACUGAUUGCGGGUCUCUCCUCCAGUCAGGCAGCAUGGCAGGAGCGAGCUAAGCAAGCAGAGGCGGAACUGGCGCGUGCUCAGGAGGAGAUGCGUGAGGUGUUGCUAAACCUUGAACUGCGAGACAAGAUUGCUGAGGCCUCCGUGGCUAACGAUGUAAGUGGUUGGGGUGCUUAG